Messenger RNA from Fusarium pseudograminearum CS3096, 1089 nucleotides. RefSeq lists its product as uncharacterized. The record is from RefSeq and is a predicted model, not a curated record. The transcript has 4 exons. NCBI's taxonomy places the organism in Eukaryota, Fungi, Ascomycota, Sordariomycetes, Hypocreales, Nectriaceae. Bases 1 to 1089 code for a protein of 362 amino acids.
AUGGCCACAGUGGAACCGCCGAACCCGCUGCCUCCAGACGAAAACGUGGGACCAGCCUUGCUGGGCGUGUCUGGUACGUGCCUUGCACUUGUGAUCAUCACCACUAGUGUUCGGCUAUGGGUCAGAUCAGCCCUGCGGUCGCUGGGACCCGACGAUUACACCAUUACAGUUGUCACGAUUCUCGGUAUAAUACGAUUUGGAGUGCAAGUUGCCCAAGUAGCCAUCGGCAAUGGACGACACAGAUGGUACAUCGACACAGAGGACUAUAUGCGCAACAACAUGCUCGGAUGGUUCGCCCAGAUCCUCCUCUUCGCCAGCAUAUGUCUCCUAAAGAUAUCUAUUCUGCUGCUUUUGUUACGCAUCAAAGAUUCGCAGAGGGUAAAAUAUUCGGCUUGGGGGAUAAUGGCGGGUCUGUUCAUUACCAACUUUGGCUGUAUUUUUAUCCUGCUCGCUGAAUGCAGGCCUAUCAGCGCGUAUUGGACUGGUGUGGGCAAUUGUUGGGACCCGCGCGUUCGCAUCUACUACAUCUAUGCCACCAUUGGUUUUUCGAUUGUCACCGACCUGCUGUGUUCCCUAUUGCCGGUUUACGUCAUCUGGAGUAUCAAGCUGCCGAUGAAGACAAAGAUCUCUGUCUGGGCCCUGAUGAGUUUGGGGCUUGUUGCAACUGGCUUCGGUAUCGGCCGAGCAUCUUCACUCGGUGUGGUUACAUCAGAUCUAAGUUGGGUUUACGCUAUCACGGCAAUAUGGUCCAACCUCGAACUCUAUCUCGGCAUUGUCGGUGCCAACCUUGCACUCGGCAGAUCCAUGUACGGGUAUUUCUUCAAAGAACGCGACCAUUCCAAGGUCGGCUCCUCAUAUGGCUACGGCAACGGGCCCAGGUCAACGUCUACAUCUGGGAACCUGAGAAUACCUAGUUCGGGUGCAUUCCGAUCAGGGCAGACACGUUUACCAUCGCACGGUCGAGAUAGUGAGAUAUCGUUGGUGGCCCAAACAAAGAAACAACAACCGACUACGUGGUAUGCUGAUGGCAACACUGACGACGACAAUCCGCCAGGAGUCACUGAGCAUGGUAUAGGGAUCGGACGCUAG